Messenger RNA from Aspergillus ochraceoroseus IBT 24754, 1425 nucleotides. RefSeq names its product pepsin-like aspartic protease. The coding region runs from base 1 to 1425 and encodes 474 amino acids. Gene Ontology annotation, biological process: proteolysis. NCBI's taxonomy places the organism in Eukaryota, Fungi, Ascomycota, Eurotiomycetes, Eurotiales, Aspergillaceae. The transcript is spliced from 4 exons. The record is from RefSeq and is a predicted model, not a curated record. Gene Ontology annotation, molecular function: aspartic-type endopeptidase activity.
AUGCGCGGUGGCGCUCUUUUUUCCCUAGGUGCCCUUGUACUUCGAGAAAGAGAUGUACCUGCAGUCGUCACCUUGAAUAUUCAACGCAAUGACAUUUCCGAUCCUGUGGCUAGAGACCGUGUAAGACGCAAGCGAGAUUACACGGUCGAGCAAACAAUCGAUAAUGAAGAAACACUGUACUUUUGCAAUGUAACUCUCGGCACCCCAGAACAAAGCUUGCGCCUGAUUCUCGACACUGGCAGCAGUGAUCUAUGGACAAAUGCCGCCAACUCAAGUUUCUGCUCCUCCUCCAAGGAUCCGUGUAAUGCAUCCGGGUCCUAUGACCCAAGCUCCUCUUCGACGUAUACAUACGUCUCAUCCGAUUUCAACAUCACCUAUGCAGAUGGUUCCGGAGCAGCCGGUGAUUAUGUAACGGACACCAUUCGCAUCGGUGGCGCAAGCCUCGAAGAUUUCCAGUUUGGAGUCGGAUAUACGUCUAGCUCAUCAGAGGGUGUCUUAGGCAUUGGUUACACAUCCAAUGAGGCCCUUGUUUCUCAAAACGGAGAGACCUAUCCUAAUUUACCACGAUCAUUGGUGAAAAAUGGCUUGAUACAAUCAAACGCCUAUAGUCUGUGGUUAAAUGACCUAGACGCGAAUACAGGCUCGAUCUUAUUCGGAGGUGUAGAUACGAAAAAGUAUCACGGAGAGCUACAAACUCUCCCCGUCCAAACUGUCGAUGGCGCGUAUUCAGAGUUCAUAAUCGCACUAACGGGUGUGAAGUAUAGCAACAAGUCAACAAGCCGCUCAUACUCUUCGAGUUCACUCCCUGCUGCAGUUCUUCUUGAUUCCGGAAGCUCUCUCACGUACCUACCGGACUCUGUUGUGGAGGAUAUCUAUAAUGAUCUUGACGUGGUGUAUGAAGAAUCUACUGGAGCCGGAUACGCACCCUGUAACAUGGCCCAAGAUAACAUCAACAUAACAUUUACAUUUACAUCGCCUGAAAUUACGGUUAGCAUCGAUGAGCUUCUCAUCGACGCCGGAGACCUUCAUUUUCGGAGUGGUGAGCGAGCUUGUAUAUUUGGUAUUGUGCCCGCCGGGGACAGUACUGCUGUUCUAGGGGACACAUUCUUGCGCAGCGCAUAUGUCGUAUACGAUCUGUCAAACAACGAGAUCUCCCUCGCAAACACGAACUUUAACUCGACGGGAAGCAAUAUUAAAGAGAUUGGAAGCGGAAGUGACGCUAUUCCGGGUGCUACGGUGGUAUCCAAUCCUGUCACAUCCGUCGUGGCGGAUGGGUCGGGAGCCAGAAUUGGGGGUCCAACAGGCAGUGGAUUCACUUCGUUGCCAUCAACAACAAGCACGGGGUCUGCCGCAAGAGGGCCUUCUGAUGUUCCGAAACACCUCGCUCUUGGGGCGGCGGCUAUCGGGUAUAUGUUUACGUUUUAA